Messenger RNA from Medioppia subpectinata, 945 nucleotides. Lineage: Eukaryota; Metazoa; Arthropoda; Arachnida; Sarcoptiformes; Oppiidae. The record is from the annotation of a GenBank genome assembly.
AUGGUUGUUUCAGACAAGUGGCAAUUGGUGGAGAAAGAGAUUAAUGAUAAACAAUUAAAUGGUGCUUCAGAGACACAAACAUUGAUCGAGAAACAGCCCGAUGUAAAACCAAAACCCGAAUUAAAUAAUUUUAAAGCUAAUGAUAAUAUUGCAAAAACUUCAGAGAUUCAGCCGGUUUCAGACAAAUGGCAAUUAGUGGAGAAAGAGAUUAAUGAAAAAGGAUUACAUGGUGCUUCAGAGAUGCAGACAUUGAUUGAGAAACAGCCCGAUGUUUCACCAAAACCCGAAGUAAAGCCAAAGCCGCCGUUGAAAGCAAAGCCUAGUUUACAGCCAAAACCCGAUUUUAACCCAAAACCAGUGCUCAAGAAAACAGUGUCCCAACCAUUGCCUACUUUUUCGGCCAACCUUUUACCCCGAGUAGUGUUGAUGUACUGCAUUUUUUUGAAACACAUAAUAAUAAUGAACUCUCAAAUGGUGUGCGAGUCGUGCAAUGGAGUCCGCGGCCAGACUGUGGUGAUUAUGUGCCGUAAAUGCGGACCAAUUUGCGAGUUUUGUCGACUACUUCACCACAAACUCGAGGCAUCUAAAGAGCACCGAUUGAGUCAAUUAAUUGCUGUUCAAUCGCCUGAUGUGACUGGUAGCCAAAGUGCCUCCCCGUGUCCGCCCGCUCAGCCAAUUGAUGGCCACUCGAGAGACACUAAUACUGCCACUAAUUUGUCGCACACAUUAUCGAUAGAUAUCGGCCCAAAUGAUCCAUUAAAUCCCUCCAUUGACCAGUCUAUCAGUGGAUCCCAAAGGGCUGGUAAUUAUGUGACAUCCAAUUGGGGACCGACCAGUCGUACGAGCCAUCAUGUACAGUGGAUAUGUGACAAACACAUAUACUCAUACGGCUACUAUACCACAAACACACACCAUAUCAGCGCUACGGACACCAGUUACAAAUAA